AUGACGGAGUAUCCAAAAGAUGGCGAGGAGCAAACCAAGGAUCGGAGAAGGGAUCAAUACACAGAGAUGAAAACCUUUUUCAGAAACCCCCCAAGCAAGUUAGAAAGAAACUCAAUUUCAUCUGGUCCAAAGUAUAUACUAAUGCGUCCAUUUAACUACAAAAGAAGUCCAAAAUACAUCAAGAGAGCACAAAGUUGGAAAGAAACUUCCAUUACUGAAGAGGAGUGGCAGAGUAUGGAGGAGAAUGAUAUAUCGAAAAUGGAAGGGCACGGAACAAUGCAGUCUCCGAUUUCUUCAGUUGUUGCAAUAGCCAUAACUGGGAACAAGAAUAGCAGAUAUGUGGUGAAAUGGGCAUUGGAUAAAUUUAUUCCAGAGGGAGAGACGCGCUUCAUGUUGCUACAUGUCCGCCCUGAGAUCACUGCUGUUCCAACUCCUAUGGGGAACUUGAUUCCUAUUGCACAAGUAAGAGAGGACGUAGCUGAUGCCUUCAGGAAGGAAGUUGAAUUGCAAGCAAGUGAAAAGCUUCUUCCUUACAAGACAAUGUGUAGUCGAAGACAGGUUCAAGUAGGAGUUGUUCAAAUUGAAUCAAAUGAUGUUAUAAAUGCAAUAGCAGGGGUAGUAUCCAAAUGUUCUAUCAACAAGCUUGUUAUCGGAACCUCAACCCCUGGCCUAUUUUCAAGGGGAAGAAACUUAUCUGCAAGUAUCUCGGAUACUGCUCCAACCUUUUGCACAGUUUAUGCUGUGUCAAAGGGAAAACUGUCAUCAGUGCGCCCCUCGACUACAGAAAACAACAGAUUCCUUGUCGAUGACAGCAGUGAUACAAGUAGUUCAUCCAACAAUUCUACAGGCCAUAGUUUUAGCUCACAAACAGAGAGGACGGACCGGGACCACAACUCAAAUGCACCUGCUUUUUACUCUCAUUUGUACUCUCCUACUAAUCAACCGCAACGUUAUCAAGCUAAAUCCCCAGUACAGCAGGCCCUCCAGACGCUUCUCCAUAAAAGAACAAAAUUCAGCAGAAACAUCCAAUCUAUAAGUUCAUCUGUCGACAUUGGAGAAGCGUUUCAAACCCUUUCAAUUAAAAGCAAUAGUCCUUCGCAUAAAAGAGAAAAUUUGGAUGAAGUCAUCCAUCCAAGAGCUCUAUCUGUUGCUAUUGGAGAAGCUGAGGAUGAAAAUAGUUGCUAUUUCAGUAGCUUGGGAAUUACUGAUCUCUACAAUCGUGCUUCAAGUUUCAAAAAAGCAAAAGUAGACAACCAAACAUGGUCAACAAGUCCGUCUUGCACCUCAGGUGCUCCAACAAAUUCUUCAACUGGAAGUCAGGUUAACAUCAAUUAUGACCUAGAAAAGCUGAGAAUUGAGCUCAGACAUAUUCAAGGAAUGUAUGCAAUAGCCCAAACUGAGGCAAUAGAUGCUUCUCAGAAGCUGAAUGAAUUUCAGAAGCUUCGAGUAGAGGAAGCAAAUAAACUUAAGCAGAUAAUCCUUAAAGCGGAGGAAGCGAAAGAAGUGGCAGAACAAGAGAAGUUAAAAUGUGAAACAGCAAAGAAGGAAGCUGAUUAUGCAAUGGAAUGUGUUGAAAGAGAAGCUGAACAAAGAAGAGCAGCAGAGAGCAUUGCCAACCGGGAGGCUAGAACUAAAGAAAAGCUAGAGAAAUUGUUGGUACUACCUUUGCGUCACUACCAGGAAUUCACGUGGGAAGAGAUUGUGACGGCUAGCUCAUCAUUCUCCGAGGAUCUUAAGAUAGGAAUGGGAUCAUAUGGAAUGGUCUACAAGUGCUAUUUGCAUCAUACAACUGCAGCAGUUAAAGUUCUGCAUUGUGCUGAGGCUCAUAGAACUAAGCAAUUUCAACAAGAGCUUGAAGUAUUGAGCAAAAUUCAUCAUCCUCACUUGUUAUUUCUCCUCGGUGCGUGCCCUGAAUGUGGUUGCCUAGUAUAUGAGUACAUGCAGAACGGAAGUUUGGAGGAUAGGUUGACAAGGAAAAACAACACACCUCCACUUCCAUGGUUUGACAGGGUUCGCAUAGCUUGGGAAGUUGCUUCCGCUCUUGCAUUCCUUCAUAACACGAAGCCCAAACCGAUCAUACACCGUGAUUUAAAGCCAGCUAACAUACUCCUUGAUCAUAACUUGGUGAGCAAAAUUGGAGAUGUUGGCCUCUCAACUAUGGUUCAGUCAGACUCUUCCUCGGCAAUGACCACAUUCAAAGACACGAGCCCAGUUGGCACACUCUGCUAUAUUGAUCCUGAGUACCAAAGGACAGGAUUAGUCUCUACAAAAUCUGAUGUUUAUGCUUUUGGAAUGGUCAUACUACAGUUGCUUAGUGCAAAACGAGCAAUAGCUUUAGCACACAUGGUAGAAAUGGCUAUCGAAGAGGAUAACCUGGUGGAGUUGCUGGAUAAAGAAGCCGGUGAAUGGCCUCUUCAAGAGACAAAGGAAUUGGCUGUACUUGCUCUAAAAUGCACUGAACUUCGACGUAGAGACAGACCUGACCUGAAGUAUGAAGUUCUCCCUGUAUUGGAGAGAUUGAAAGAGGUUGCUGAUAGAGCUCGACAUUUGAAAUAUAGUCAACCUCCACCUCCUAGUCACUUCAAAUGCCCCCUACUCAAGGAAGUGAUUAAGGACCCCUAUGUUGCAGCUGAUGGAUACACUUAUGACCGGAAGGCAAUAGAGUCAUGGCUCAUGGUCAAUGAUAAUUCGCCAGUUACGAAUUUACCAUUACCACAUAAGCACCUGCUUCCAAAUUAUGCACUUCUCUCUGCCAUCAAAGAAUGGAAGUCGGGGAAUCAUUGA
Molecule: messenger RNA, 2784 nt
Organism: Capsicum annuum
Lineage: Eukaryota; Viridiplantae; Streptophyta; Magnoliopsida; Solanales; Solanaceae
Product: U-box domain-containing protein 35
Biological process (GO): protein phosphorylation; protein ubiquitination
Molecular function (GO): protein kinase activity; ATP binding; ubiquitin-protein transferase activity
Source: RefSeq, a predicted model, not a curated record